CAGCCCUUCCCGAAGGCGGCGGAGAGCUUCGCUCUCUCUCCACCAGGGGCUGGCUGGAGGCGGAGGCCCUCGGAAGUUUUGCACGCACUCCCGCAUCGCCCUCCUCUUUUGUCCAUCCCUGGCUGGGGAAGAAAAGGAACCCAGGGCAGAUGUUGGCCGCUGUGCGGAGCUGCCGGGGCUGCCGUGCGUGCGGCGCCGAGCCGCCUCUGGUCGCGGUCUCCGCUCUUGGCCCCAAGUGAUGGGACCCGGGGCUGCUCCUCCUCCCGCCCAGCCGCUUCUUUCUGCCUUGCGCUCGGCCAGCAGCAGUACGAGCAAGCCCUCGCCUGGAGCAGCAGCAAACACCGCUGCCGGUCCGUCUGCGCCUCUCUCCGCCUGAGUUCUCCGCGCGCCGCGGCAUCAGCCGUAGCACUUGCUCCACUUCGCCCCUUUCUGGAGGAGCCGGGCCGAGCGGGCCGCUUUUGUUUCUGGCUCUCCGUCGGAUGGUCCCGCGCCGGGGCCGGAGAGCGCCCUUUGGGAUCCCCGGGGCAAAAGGAAAACCGAGCCUGGAUCUCCCCGGUCCUGACAAUAGGGCUGUCGGCAAAGAGCGAAGGCGACCCUCUCCCAUCCGUCCGACUGCUGGAGGAUUUCGGAGCCGCCGCUGAUCAUUCAGCUUCUUGUGGAUUUACAAAUUGGGGAAGCGUUGGAGGCUUUUUGGAGAAAGUCCUCCCCCUCCUCCACCAGCCCUCCCUUUUGGCAUGAGACUAUCGACAGGCUCCACCUGGAGACAAUGAUCGCGGAGUUUGCUCACUUCUAUCUCUUUGGAUUAGUAUGUCUCUCGUCAGGUUCGCGUCUUCGCCAAGAGGAUUUCCCCCCAAAGAUUGUUGAACAUCCUUCGGAUCUAAUUGUGUCUAAAGGUGAACCAGCAACUUUGAACUGUAAGGCUGAGGGCAGGCCUGCACCAACUAUUGAAUGGUAUAAAGGAGGAGAAAGGGUUGAAACUGACAAAGAUGAUCCUCGCUCUAAUAGGAUGUUGCUGCCAAGUGGAUCUUUAUUUUUCUUACGUAUAGUUCAUGGUCGCAAGAGUAGACCUGAUGAAGGAGUCUAUGUCUGUGUAGCAAGGAAUUACCUUGGUGAAGCUGUGAGCCAUAAUGCAUCGUUGGAAGUAGCAAUACUACGUGAUGACUUCAGACAAAACCCUGCAGAUGUCAUGGUAGCUGUAAGUGAGCCAGCUGUAAUGGAAUGCCAACCUCCAAGAGGCCAUCCUGAGCCUACAAUAUCAUGGAAAAAGGAUGGAUCUCCUCUGGAUGACAAAGAUGAAAGAAUUACUAUUAGAGGAGGAAAACUGAUGAUCACCUAUACUAGGAAGAGUGAUGCCGGCAAAUAUGUGUGUGUUGGAACAAACAUGGUGGGAGAAAGGGAAAGUGAAGUGGCAGAGCUUACAGUUUUAGAAAGACCUUCAUUUGUGAAGAGGCCAAGUAAUUUAGCAGUAAUUGUGGAUGACAGUGCAGAGUUUAAGUGUGAAGCACGUGGUGAUCCAGUUCCUACAGUAAGAUGGCGAAAGGAUGAUGGAGAAUUGCCUAAAGCAAGAUAUGAAAUCCGUGAUGAUCACACCUUGAAAAUCCGAAAAGUUAUGGCAGGAGACAUGGGAUCUUAUACUUGUGUUGCAGAAAAUAUGGUUGGAAAAGCAGAAGCAUCAGCAACUCUAACAGUUCAAGUUGUAUCUGAGCCACCACAUUUUGUUGUGAAACCUCGUGACCAGGUGGCUGCGUUAGGCAGAACAGUGACUUUCCCGUGUGAAGCAACAGGGAACCCUCAACCAGCAAUAUUUUGGCGAAGAGAAGGAAGUCAGAACCUGCUAUUUUCAUACCAGCCUCCUCAAUCUUCUAGCCGUUUUUCUGUCUCACAAACUGGUGAUCUCACUAUUACAAGUGUACAGCGAUCCGACGUUGGAUAUUAUAUCUGCCAAACCUUAAAUGUAGCAGGAAGCAUCACAACAAAAGCCUAUUUGGAGGUUACUGAUGUAAUUGCAGACCGACCUCCUCCUGUCAUUCGACAGGGCCCUGUGAAUCAAACAGUAGCUGUGGAUGGUACUUUAGUACUGAGCUGUGUGGCUGCAGGUACUUUAAUGCCCACCAUAAUCUGGAGAAAAGAUGGCAUUCUUCUUUCCACACAAGACUCCCGGAUCAAGCAGCUAGAGACUGGCACACUACAGAUUCGAUAUGCCAAGCUGGGUGAUACUGGUCGGUAUACAUGCAUUGCUUCAACCCCAAGUGGUGAAGCAUCGUGGAGCGCAUACAUUGAGGUUCAAGAAUUUGGAGUGCCUGUACAGCCACCAAGAUCUACUGACCCUAACCUGAUUCCAAGUGCACCAUCAAAACCAGAGAUUAUUGAUGUCAGCAGAAACACAGUAACAUUGUCGUGGCAGCCUAACUUGAAUUUAGGUGCAACUCCAACCUCUUAUAUAAUAGAGGCCUUCAGCCACGCUGCUGGCAGUAGCUGGCAAACUGUAGCAGAAAAUGUGAAAACAGAAACAUUUGCUGUUAAAGGGCUGAAACCAAACGCAAUUUAUCUCUUCCUUGUACGGGCAGCAAAUGCAUAUGGAAUUAGUGAUCCCAGUCAGAUAUCGGAUCCAGUGAAAACUCAAGAUGUUCCCCCUACAAGUCAGGGUGUAGAUCACAAGCAAGUACAGAGAGAACUGGGUGAUGUUGUCCUACAUCUUCAUAAUCCCACCAUCCUUUCUUCUUCCUCGAUUGAAGUUCAUUGGACAGUUGACCAGCAGUCCCAGUAUAUACAAGGGUAUAAAAUUCUGUAUAGGCCAGCAACUAUUUCUAAUGGAGAAUCUGACUGGUUGAUUUUUGAUGUGAGGACCCCAACGAAAAACAGUGUUGUCAUUCCUGAACUGAAAAAAGGUGUAAACUAUGAAAUUAAGGCUCGGCCUUUUUUUAAUGAGUUUCAAGGAGCUGAUAGUGAGGUGAAAUUUGCCAAAACACUGGAAGAAGCUCCAAGUGCUCCUCCUCAAAGUGUUUCAGUAAGCAAGAGUGAUGGAAAUGGCACUGCAAUUGUCAUAACUUGGCAGCCUCCUCCAGAGGAUACACAGAAUGGAAUGGUCCAGGAGUACAAGGUCUGGUGCCUUGGCAAUGAAAGUCGGUACCAUAUGAAUAAGACAGUGGAUGGUUCAACUUUUUCUGUAGUAAUCCCAUCUCUAAUUCCUGGUAUUCGGUAUAGUGUUGAAGUGGCAGCAAGUACUGGAGCUGGUUUUGGAGUAAAAAGUGAUCCACAGUUUAUUCAAUUAGAUUCUCAUGGGAACCCUGUGUCACCAGAAGAUCAAGUCAGUUUAGCCCAGCAAAUUUCAGAUGUUGUAAAACAGCCAGCAUUCAUUGCUGGAAUUGGUGCUGCCUGUUGGAUUAUCCUAAUGGUUUUCAGCAUUUGGUUGUACCGCCACCGAAAGAAACGAAAUGGACUCGCUAAUACUUAUGCUGGUAUUAGAAAAGUCCCGUCUUUUACCUUCACACCAACAGUUACAUAUCAAAGGGGAGGAGAAGCCGUUAGCAGCGGAGGAAGGCCAGGUCUUUUAAACAUCAAUGAACCUGCCUCUCAGCCAUGGCUUGCAGACACGUGGCCUAACACUGGGAACAAUCACAAUGACUGCUCUAUCAACUGCUGUACAUCAGGCAAUGGAAACAGUGAUAGCAACCUUACCACAUACAGUCGACCAGCUGAUUGUAUAGCAAAUUACAACAAUCAGCUGGAGAACAAGCAGACAAACCUAAUGCUGCCUGAGUCAACAGUGUAUGGAGAUGUGGAUCUAAGCAAUAAGAUCAAUGAGAUGAAAACUUUCAAUAGCCCUAAUUUAAAAGAUGGAAGAUUUGUCAGCCAACCAGGGCAGCCUACGCCUUAUGCCACCACGCAACUCAUCCAGUCAAACAUCAGCAAUGUUAACAGCAAUGUUAACAGUGGCAGUGGAGAUUUGAAUGAAAAGCACUGGAAACCUUCUGGACAACAGAAGCAAGAGGUUGCACCAGUUCAGUACAAUAUUAUGGAGCAAAACAAAUUAAACAAAGAUUAUCGAGUUAGUGAUAAUGCUCCAACUAUUCCAUACAACCAGUCAUACGACCAGAAUACAGGAGGAUCCUACAACAGUUCAGAUAGAGGAAGCAACACAUCUGGGAGCCAAGGGCACAAGAAGGGUGCUCGAACACCCAAAGCUUCAAAGCAGUCUGGCAUGAAUUGGACAGAACUACUUCCUCCACCUCCUGUACAUCCUCCUCCCCAUAGUAGUAGUGAAGAUUAUAGUAUUUCAGUGAAUGAAAGUUCUCAUUUUUCUAAAACUAAUUUUAGCUAUGACCAGGAAAUCCCAUGCCCAGUACCACCAGCCAGAAUGUAUCUACAACAGGAUGAUCUAGAGGAAGAGGAAGAGGAUGAACGAGGUCCCACACCACCAGUUCGAGGCGCAGCUUCAUCUCCAGCAGCUGUGUCCUAUAGCCAUCAGUCUACUGCCACACUAACUCCUUCACCACAAGAAGAACUCCAUCCUAUGUUGCAGGAAUGCUCAGAAGAAAUAAAUCACUUGCAACACCCACCAGAUCGGAGGCGUCAGCCAGUGAGUCCUCCUCCACCUCCAAGGCCUAUCUCUCCACCACAUACCUACGGUUAUAUUGCAGGACCUCUUCUAUCAGAUAUGGACACAGAUGCACCAGAGGAAGAAGAGGAUGAAGCAGACCUAGAAGUUGCCAAGAUGCAAAGUAGAAGACUCCUGUUUCGUGGCCUUGAGCAGACACCUGCUUCAAGUGUAGGAGAUCUGGAAAGCUCUGUAACAGGUUCCAUGAUUAAUGGCUGGGGAUCAGCCUCAGAAGAUGACAACAUAUCUAGUGGACAGUCUAGUGUUAGCUCAUCUGAUGGAUCCUUUUUUACAGACGCAGAUUUUGCACAGGCUGUUGCAGCAGCAGCAGAAUAUGCUGGUCUUAAAGUAGCAAGGCAUCAAAAUCAAGAUGCUGUAGGAGGACGUAGACUUUAUCAUGCCUCACACUGCCCUAGACCCACUAGUCCUGUAUCUACUGACAGCAAUAUGAGUGCUGCUGUAAUACAGAAGGUUCGACCUGCCAAAAAGCAAAAGCACCAGCAAGGACAUCUGCGCAGAGAAGUCUACACAGAUGACCUGCCACCCCCUCCUGUACCGCCUCCUGCUAUAAAAUCUCCCACUGCCCAAUCCAAAUCUCAAAUGGAGGUUCGACCUGUUAUGUUGCCAAAGCUCUCUUCUAUAGAACCAAGAACAGAAAGAAUAGCGGAAAGAAAAGGAACAAGCUAUAAAGGGAAAGAAGGUUCUGAUGGCCGCCAGCAUUCUGAUGUGCGGACAAGUUCAGGGGAGCGUCGGGAAUCACAGGAACAGCAAAGUGAUAGCAAACUACGAGGAAACAAAGUAGCAAGGCGAGAUGGCACACCAGCAAAAACACAUCUUCUUCAAGAGGAUAUUCUGCCAUAUUGUAGACCUACAUUUCCAACAUCAAACAACAUUAGAGAUCCCAGUUCCUCAAGCUCCAUGUCAUCAAGAGGAUCAGGAGGUAGACCAAGGGUAGAACAAGCAAAUCUAAGUCGAAGAAAUGUUGCAGAGAUGCAAGUAUUUAGAACAUAUGAGAGAGGUGAGGAUGAUGAUGAUGAAGAAGAAGAAGAAGAAGAAGAAUUACAGGAAACUGAAAGCUGAAGAAGAGAUGUACUGUUCCACAUUUUUUAAAAAUCUGAUCAAAAAGAUAUCACUUAAGAUGCCUCAAGUCUGAUAUUUGAUGCCAGAAAUAAUAUUCAGUGCAAUCAGAGUGUACAAUUUCUUGUCUUUUUUUUGAUGCCAGCAGAAUGCUAAUCUCUAUUUUAAUGUUUCUUUUAAAAAACGCAUCAUAAUGAACAUUGCCUGUUUAUUCCCUUGGGCUAAAUAUACCACAUUUUCUCUGGCCAAGAGGGCAAUUAAAUACCUUUUUUGUGAUGCUAAGCUAGUUGCUAUUUCCAAUUUUGGGCAGUAGGAGGAGUUCUAGUUUGCUCUUACUGAAGCAGUGCAGAAUAACACAUCUGUGCCACCCAACUGGUUCAUAAACCUCUUUAUAGAUUACCACUGAUUACACAAUAGCAAGUUGCAAAGAAUGAUAUCUAUGCAAAGGGUUUUCAAACCUUACAUUGUUGUUAUAGGCUGCAUUUGUUUCACUGCAUUGCAUUUUCUUCCAGCAUUCAGAGCCCUUUGCAGCAAAAAUUACUGUUUCAUAUAAUUUAGGUUACAUGGUUCACACAUAUUCAUUUUUCAAACCCUUAUAGAACUUUAAUUUGCAUAUACAUUAUCCCUUUAAGCGUAAAGGUACUGGAGAAGUCUUUUAAGGAUAGGAAAAAGGCAUGCCAAUGAGAACUUGGCAGUUAUAAUUGAGUUAGGUUUAUCAGUUACUUGAACAAUCGUUGGUCUUAACCAGUUCUUCUGGAAACACAAAGCAAUGGACAUUAUUAAGCAUCUCUGAGAAAGGACAUCUUCAUAAUGACUGGCCCAAAUUUCAGACCUCUGCUUUAUAGUGUCAAUUCACCUUAAAGAAGUGCCACUUAAAGAAGUUAUGUUUGAUUUGAGGGGAGGGGGGUUAUUGGUGUUUUUGUUUUGUUUUUUGUAAUGCACUGUUUAUCUUUUUUGUUUUUUGGUUUUAAAAGCACAAUCACUAAACUUUAUUUGUAAAACAUUGUAACUAUUAACCGUUUUUGUCUUAUUGUAAAAUGUUAAGCUUUUGUUUGUGUUUUUCUUAUUUUUGUUAAUGCUCUAUGUUUGUACUGGGAGUAUUUGAAUGCUGACAGAUGGUGAAGGUAGCAAACCUAAGAAUGGACUAUAAACAGAGCAUUAUCCCCAUUUCCAGGAUUUGGACACUGACGUUUCCUGUGGCCUAGCUUGACAUUGGAUUUCCACUAAAACUGAAAUAGAGCCAUUAGUUCCUAUGAAAUUACAGAAUGAUGUCCUCUGUCUGUAGAUUUUUUAUGAUCUCUUUUGUAAUUAUAAAAUUUCUUUGUCAUUGGUGCUAAUGGAAAAUUGUGUGUUUGUUUAUGGACAAUUAUCAGGCCUAGCCUCAGUGGGGAGGGGGAGGAAAGGAGUGUUUUGGUAUUUACUGAGGGCUAAACAUUUUCAUUUAGGUAAUUUUUAAGAAAUGGUUACAAUAGAGAGGAUGUGCAGUACUGAGGGAACAAUCCAUGUGAUUAAUGUUUUUCAUUAUGUUCAUGUAAGAAACCUCAUAUUUUAGCCAUAAUUUUGCAUACCGAGGAUUCAAUAAUCAUAAAAGUAAUUUUUGUCACAUUAUUUAUUAAAAAUGUUCUCAAAUACA
Sphaerodactylus townsendi is the source of this 7307-nucleotide messenger RNA. It is a transcript of the gene ROBO1, whose product is annotated as roundabout guidance receptor 1. The transcript has 30 exons. The coding region runs from base 767 to 5677 and encodes 1636 amino acids. The record is from RefSeq and is a predicted model, not a curated record. Gene Ontology annotation, cellular component: plasma membrane; axon. Gene Ontology annotation, molecular function: axon guidance receptor activity; protein binding. Gene Ontology annotation, biological process: axon guidance; Roundabout signaling pathway; axon midline choice point recognition. NCBI's taxonomy places the organism in Eukaryota, Metazoa, Chordata, Lepidosauria, Squamata, Sphaerodactylidae.